Messenger RNA from Lytechinus pictus (painted urchin), 8477 nucleotides. RefSeq lists its product as uncharacterized. Gene Ontology annotation, molecular function: serine-type endopeptidase inhibitor activity. Gene Ontology annotation, biological process: hyaluronan metabolic process. The record is from RefSeq and is a predicted model, not a curated record. Bases 40 to 7350 code for a protein of 2436 amino acids. The transcript has 33 exons. NCBI's taxonomy places the organism in Eukaryota, Metazoa, Echinodermata, Echinoidea, Temnopleuroida, Toxopneustidae.
GUGGAAGUCCAGGGAACGAACUUCCACAAAAUACAACCCAUGGUGUGGAGAUCUGGAAAACGAAGAAGGAUGGGGUUCUCGAUAAGGGGCACCGCCUUUCGCCUGAUUUUGCUCUUGGUUGUUGUUCUCCAGUUUUCCUCUUACCCCUGCGAUGCAUCAUCCUCCAAAGCUAAUGAAAAAUGGAUCGCCUUCGCGAAACAUCUGAGGAAGAAGCCGAUUACAGCGCAAGAUCUGAUAGACCGAGUCAAGAGACAAGCAGCUGAUGUGACUCCAGUCCCUCCUGAGAUAGUCCGAUUCCAUGUCGAGUCUCGGAUAGCCGUUCGGUUUGCCAGUACAACGAUCCGAGCCUACAUCCGAAAUCCGGCAUCAGACAGACAAAGCGUCUCAUUCGAUCUGCUGCUCCCACUUAACUCAUACAUCACCGAUUUCAAUAUGAAUGUCGAUGGGGAACGAUACCAGGGUUAUGCUAUCGAUAGAUGUCUAGUCAGCGAUCUAUCGCAACCGGCAGACGUAUCGAUAUCAAGUCUAGAGAAGAUGGAAUAUACUACUGGUGGACAACAAACCAGGAACCUGUUCACCGUGACUGUGGAUACUGUCCCUCGAGGUAACGUCCAGCUUAUGAUACAGUACCAGGAACUACUGGAACGCCAAAAUGGUUGGUACACACAGAGGAUCAGCGUUAGACCAAGUCAGAGUGUGUAUGACUUCCGCAUCUACUCCACAGUGACUGAGCCUCAAGGUAUCGAACGAUCGGAGGCCGGUAUCGAUACUAGAUCUUACACCGAGUCUGUUUCAUCUCUGCUCACUGACAGUAUGGCAGGUCUCCACCGAUCGACUGCCAGUAAUGACAGAGGUAAGGUCUACGACCUCGGUGGUCAUCUCAGAAACACACGGACAUCGGGAACCGGGACGACGCAAUGUCAGAUCGACUACCGCCCAACCCAACAGCAGCAGGAUGGCUACAUGAACCGUUACAAUAUUCCUGGUAUCUACGGAGAUUUCAUCAUCCGGUAUGACAUCGCUCAUCCUCCAGGUGUGGGGGAGGUGCAGACCUCGGGAACCAACUUCAUCCAUCGUUUCGCACCUGCCAACUUUGGAGCUGUGAACAAAAGAGUGGUGUUCGUCCUAGAUUUCAGUGCUUCCAUGUACGGGAAUAAGAUCAAACAGACCAAAGAGGCGAUGUAUACCAUUCUCGACGAGAUGAACGAUCGCGAUCAUUUCAAUAUCUUGCCCUUUUCCGAUUACGUGUACGAUGAUUGGAACCGCGGACGAAUGGUUGAUGUGAACCCAUACAACAUCAACCAUGCCAAGCACUUCAUUCGCGAACUAGACAUUCAAAGAGGGACCAACCUGAACGAUGCCCUGUUAGAGGGUCUCAGUCUCCUUGAAACCACUGGCUCCAUGAACUCGACCAUUUCCAACCCAAUGGUAUGCAUCCUAUUCGUGCUAACGGACGGGAAACCAUCCGUUGGUGUGACGAGUCUCUCCGCUAUCGAACGUAACGUCCGUAACGCCAAUGACCAGCGGUGUUCUAUAGUGACCCUUGGGUUCGGCAAGCUGGUGAACUAUAAUUUCUUGGUGCGACUAGCCCUUCAGAACCGUGGUAUGGCUAGGAGGAUUUAUGAAGACUCGUCUGCUCCCGGACAAUUACGUGGCGUCUACAGCGAGGUUGCCACGCCCCUGCUCUUCAACAUUGUUGUGGAAUACCUCAACAAUGCCGUGCGACCCGGAAGCACUUCAGCCACAACCUUUCCGAACUAUUUCAACGGUUCCGAACUCGCCGUCUCGGGAAUACUCAGUUCCGAUGAUCUCCGAUAUUUGCCGAUCAAGAUUACCGCUGUUGGUGCUGAUGGCGUCACCACCUUUAAAGAGGAUGUCAAUUUGAGGAAUGCAAGACUUUCGCUUAUGCAGAAUCCUCAAACAGUCAACGACCAUACCAUCCCUUCGAACUUCGUUGAGAGGACGUACGCAUUCAUGACAUUGCGAGAGUUGUUCAAUAGGUACCGUCUAGCGGAUGACGCAGUGGAGCGACGCUCCAUAGCCGAGCGUGCCCGUGUCAUAUCACGUCGUUAUAACUUACUGACACCUUUGAUGAGCAUGGUUCUUUCCCGCGUAGCGGAUCCUGGUGAAGAGGGCGAUGAUUGGGUGUCUGUGACAAGGAUUGUCGAGUCUAGACCUAGCGGCUUCGAAUGGUCUAUGGUUGGACCGUCGUUCGGGAGGGUCGGAGAGAUGGCGGCAGGUAUAGGUGGAGCGAAUUGCGACCCUCGUCCUGUAGAGCCUCCACCAACCAGACCUCGUACAAGGCCACCUCCAACUACAACAGAACCGCCCCCAACUAACCCACCAAGGACUUGGCCACCGAGAACAUGGCCUCCGAGGACUUGGCCACCAAGGCCGACCACAACGGAAGCACCAAGAACAAGGCCACCGCCGAGGACUUGGCCACCGCGAACCAGGCCAACUACAACAGAAGCACCAAGAACAUGGCCACCAAGGACUUUGCCACCGCGAACCAGGCCAACUACAACAGAAGCACCAAGAACAAGGCCACCGCCGAGGACUUGGCCACCGCGAACCAGGCCAACUACAACAGAAGCACCAAGAACAAGACCACCACCAAGAACGUGGCCACCAAGGACUUGGCCACCCAGAACUAGGCCAACUACAACAGAAGCGCCAAGAACAAGACCCCCACCAAGAACAUGGCCACCAAUAACUUGGCCACCUAGACCCAGGUAUACUACAACAGAAGCGCCAAGAACGAGACCACCACCAAGAACUUGGCCACCUAGACCCAGGUCUACUACAACAGAAGCGCCAAGAACGAGACCACAACCAAGAACUACGACCAAUGCCCCUGCAGUCCGCCGAGUCGACAAUCCAAUAGUUUUAAGGAGAUAUAACGUGGAGUCAGACACAACUGAACGGUAUGCACGGACAAAAGUCGAGGCCGAGUAUGAGAACGUUGACUAUGAAGACCAUCCUAUCGAGUUCAGCCAACAAAUACCAAGUGGUGCCUACGUAUCUGACUUUUAUGUUGACAUUGAUGGAGAGCGUUACCGCGGUGUUGUUCAGAAUAUCCGUGAUGGCCGUUGGCGUGAUGUCUUUGCUACCAGUAGCAGCGGUCAGGUCCUGGCUGUGCUUGCAAGAAGGGACCCGACGAAAGAUGCGUUUGUGAUGCAGUUGCCAGAGGUUCGACCCAAUGGACGGGCAACCUUCGUCUUGACUUACGAUGAACUCUUGAAACGAGUCAGAGGGCAGUAUGAGCAACGAAUCAACAUCGCACCUCAUCAGCUCGUAGAAGAUCUGGGCAUCGACGUACAGGUGACCGAGCCCCAGAGGAUCCGCGAGAUGACCGCAGAGUAUGACGGUGACACGCGGACUGGAAGACACACCCUGAACCUUGCCACGGGGAUUACGCAGGAUUCAGAUACAAGGUCCCAGUUCAGGUUCUACCCGACGGUCUAUGAUCAGUCGUACUACAAUGAGAAUGGCCUGGAUGGGGAUAUCGUGAUCAAGUACGAUGUCGAGCGUACUCCGGACGGAAGUCAUCUACAGGUACAAGACAACCACUUCGUGCACUUCUUCUCACCAUCCGAACUGGACGCUCUGAAGAAGCAGAUAGUGUUCGUCAUCGAUGUCAGUGCUUCCAUGUACGGAACCAAACUGAGCCAGACCAAAGAAGCUCUCAAGACCAUGUUAGACCGUCUCAACCCCAGAGAUUACUUCAGCAUCAUCACAUUCUCUGAUGGGGUUAGGUACUGGAAAGGGAAUAGUAGGUUGGCACCGGCCAUUCCACGCUAUAUUGAAGAGGCUAAAUCCUACGUCGAUAGCCUCAGGGAUGACUCUGAAACGAACCUCAACGAGGCUAUUCUGAGAGCGGAUGAGCUCCUAGACAGCGAGACUGUGUACAACAGACCGGGUGACGAAUAUCUCAGUAUGAUCAUUCUUCUGACCGACGGCAUCCCUUCGGUGGGCGUCACAGAUCCUCAAGAGAUCCUCGACAACGCCCGGGAGGCUAUCGCUGGGGAGCAUUCCCUCUACACGCUUGGGUUCGGUCGACUGGCAGAUUUCGAUCUUCUUGUCAAGCUGGCUUACGAGAACAAUGGAAUUGCCAGGAUGAUCUACGAAGACUCCAGUGCCACAGAACAGCUUCGUGAUUUCUAUCUAGAGCUGUAUCGACCGCUCUUGUUCGAUGUGUCCAUGGAGUAUCCAGGCGGAGUGGUCAACCCUGACACCCUGACAGAGAGGCGCUUUCCUGUCUACUUCGAUGGAUCGGAGCUUGUGAUAGCCGGGAGACUCGACGACAAUCCACCAUCAAACUAUCUUAGAGGGGUGAUAGAUUCAAUAUCUACUGACGGACCCGACCAGACCAGAGUCAAUUCAGAUAUCAGGAGAACUUCUCCGGAACUGUCUUACCAUCGGACGGUACCAAACGUGGUUGAACGCAUCUGGGUGAUGAAACGGCUUGAGGAUCUGAUCGACAUGUACGCAAGGAGCAGGGAUCCCAUCGAACGUGACGACAUUGCAGAGCGUAUCAUCGUCCUUGCCAAGCGAUAUAACUUGGUAACCCCGCUUACUCCAUUGGCUCUGAGACACCCAAGAACGGGAGACGUGAUCGACGGAAGCAAUAGCGACGAUGUUCCACUUCCGGGUUACAGUUUGGCCAACAGUGCCAGAGAUCUGUUGAAAGAAGCAAUAGGCAAGAAUGGACCGACCACAGCUCCUGUAAAAUUGCAAGAUGCCCCGCUAGCAAUGGAAAACGAUGAAAAUAUCAAUAUUGUUCUUUUCAACGUAAUGUCUUUGAUCAUCCUACGUUAUGCAAUAACGACUGUCGAGGUCGAAAUGCAGAAUGAAGGAAGGGUUCCAGGGCAUGCGGUCUUCAAACAAAAACUUCCAGAAGAUGCCUUCAUCUCUAAUCUCACAAUAACGGUUAACGGAGAGGUGUAUACCAGUGAAGUGACCGACCCACAAGAUACUGCCGGACUGGGGCUGGGAAAACUAGAGAUAGGAAGAAGUGGAGGAAUUCUCUCACCAUUGGGUGAUCUUGAGAACAAUCUUCUGGUGAUAGCUGUUCCAGUUGAACCAGGUGAGAGGGCGUACUUCCGGCUGACCUACGAACGAAAGUUACCAAGACGCCUUGGAUUGUACGAGCAGAAGAUCGGGAUCUUCCCAGAACAGGUAGUUGAAGUGAUGAACCUGGACACCAUCAUCAUCGAACCUCAAGGCCUAUCUCGCCUGGACAGUUACCUCCUCGACCAGUCCGAUGCAUCCAAUCCAAUCUCACUGGCCCGUAGUGUCCAGAAACGUAACAGCAAUCGAUGGGAGGUUCAUUACUCACCCAGGGCGCGAGAACAGAUGGGUGUGUCCCCUAUGGGGAUCAUGGCUGACUAUACCGUGCAGUACGACGUCACCCACGGCAAUGAUGCCGGUGAUAUACAGGUCCUCAACGACUACUUCGUCCAGUACUUCUCGCCAUCAGGUCUUUCGGUUCUCCGCAAGAACAUCAUCUUCGUCAUCGACAUCAGCGGCUCGAUGUCGGGCACCAAACUGUCUCAGGUCAAGGAUGCCUUGUCCACCAUCUUGGAUGAUAUGUCGGAGACGGACAAGUUCAAUAUCCUGCCCUUCUCCGAUGAUGUUCAUUUCCUGGAGCGUUCUGGGAUGCUCUAUUCCACCAAGGAGAAUGUACGCAGGGCGAAGAGAUUCGUCAUGGGUCUUCAGGAAAUGGACAACACCAACCUCCACAAGGCCAUCAUAUCCGGAGUUGAGAUGCUACGUACCGAGAGCGAGCAAGAUCCACAAGACGAGGAAAUCGUCUCCAUGCUCAUCGUCCUCACCGAUGGCAACCCGAACCAUGGCGAGAUUGACAAAACAAUCAUCGAACGUAACGUCCACGAGGCGAUCAAUGGUGAUUUCUCGCUCUUUUGUAUCGGCUUCGGUGCUGAUGCUGACUACCCUUUCUUGAGAAGACUGUCUUUGCAGAACCAUGGUAUCGCACGCCGGAUUCCCGAACGCGCCGACGCCGGAGAACACCUCGAGAACUUCUACUACGAGGUGGCUACCCCUCUGCUCCGUGACAUAGAAUUCCGCUACUCUCGAGGAAUCGAACCAAACUCACUCAGCGAUCGUACCUUCUCAAACUACUUCAACGGAUCCGAGUUGACGGUGGUGGGUAAACUCCUGCCCAAUUCGCCGUAUGAUACACUCAACUCGUAUGUUUACGGAAGGACCACUAACGAUCCGGUUACUCUUAGAGGACAUGGUAAUAUCCAGGUUCCCUCUCGUGCUCUGAUUGGUGAAGAUGUGCCGGAGGAUAUCAUAGAGAGGAUCUGGGCUUAUCACAUCAUCCAAUCCUUGAAGAAUGAACAAGCUCUUGCAGAAGAAUCACCAGAUUACAGCAUGAUCGGGGAUAGUGAAAUCAAAGACAAGUCCGUCCAGUACAGAUUCUUCAACCCUUCUACUGCGUUGUUGAUCAGUCGAGAUGACCAGGGAUCACGUCGGGUGAAUCCAUUUGGCAUGAGAGUCAUCACCUCACCAUUGCCCCGUACCGCUCGAAAGACACUCUCCAGGAACUACACCGUCAUCCCACCUGCUCCUAUCCCUGCACCAGAACCUCUUUCUGCAGGAUUCACCAUAGCUGUACCAAAGGUUGAGAUCACCGUGUGCUUAGACGAGGAUCCUCAAGACAAUGACGUCAUUGCUCUAUUAGAAGAUCCAUUGCAAGGUAUCUUUGUGAAUGGGCGAAUCGUCGGGGACACUGUCUCUGGUCGAUUCGGAGACAGAGAUCGCACUUACAUCGGCGAAAUCGCCAUUGUCCUCAACUCGCCCCAGCCAUCCAGACAUCGCCUCAAGUUCAACUCUGGUGGUAUAGCCGUCGACUCCAGUCGUCCUUUGCGUUGGGGAAUCACCUCUGCGUAUACCUUUGGAGCUCACUCGCUGGAGGUCAAUGGACUUCACGUGGUAGUGUCGCUGGCGAACGGUGCUAGGUUUGAGAUAAUGAGCAAACGACUGGAUUCCAACACGGACAGACAUCGGCCCGAUGCCUUUACAUUCAACGUUCUUGAUAAUACCGGCCUAACAUCUUCUGUCGAUGGUAUCAUAGGUCGCUUCCAACACGCCAGUGUGAUGCUUGACCAACCCAACCAACAGCUCUCUUCAAGAUCUUCAGCAGGGUGUGGCCUGUCUCUGUCCCGUAGCCGAGCCGUCAGCGUCAACUUAACUUGGCGGAAGAAUGGCCUUGCUGGGGCACGCGAUGUCUGUGAGGCACUUGGUAGCGAUACGUUGUCGAACAACAUAAACGGACUCCAGUAUACUGAUUUUAGACGCGCUAGUCUCUAUUCGACCGUCUAGACUAGGAAAGCAGUUUGUUCUGUAUUAGUACUGCAAAUAUAAAACAUGUUGACUAUAAUUACGUAUCAUAUGUUGUCGGAAAACACAGUUGUAUUCAUUCGGAUGAGUAUAAAAUUGAGUAUAGAAUAAAUUUACAUAUCUAUUUAUAUUUACAUCGAUGUAUAUAAAUCAUGUUUGGAAUAUUGCAGCAGUUGGCUUUGAGUCUAUAUAGAAAAUGUGUAUGUACGUGUACAUAAAUAGUUAAGAUUGGAUAUAAAGUCAGUAAAACGAUAGAGGUGAUGAUUUUCAUUGGUAUACAAAUAUAAUACAAUUUACAUGUAUAUCAGUUUGAUAGUGAACUUUGUAUUACAUGUAUGUUAUCUGUGUAAAGUCACAUGGAUUUGAAAGGAAGACCUUCGGGUUAUAGUUAUUUAGUUAAUCUUUUUCCUUUCCCGGCAUCCAUGUGACUCUCCUUAUCCUAAUUGUUUGUAUAUGUUGUUUAUGCGUUUGAUUAUGCCGAAUAAAAUAAUAAUAAUAAUAACUUGAGUGUUGUAAAAAUAUUGUUGAUGACAGAAGAAUAAACUACCAAGUAAUAAAUAAACAUAUGUCUGAAUCAGAUGCACGGAUUGAUUCGGCAUAUUUUAUUUGUCAAACUUUUCGGUUCAAAGUUUUAAAAUAAGUUUAUAUUUCAUGGUGAUUUCAAAUCUAGACUGCUAGAGAAAUUCAUGUACAUAUAUUGCAAUCCGUCACAAAUAUCGAUAUCGUUUUAUGGCACAGCCCCUGGCAUAGGAUGAAAGUAGCCCUCUACGGCCAGGAAUUGCAUUAGUAACUCUUCCAUGACCAUGAUCAUGAUGACUUUCAAUCACAUUUGAUUACUAUAAAAGUAGUGAUAAAAAAGUUGAUAUGUUACAUGUGUUUGUGUUGUGUUCUCGUAUAAAUGUUAAAUGAGUUUGUGUUGUGUUCUCGUAUUCAUAAGCCCAAUUUCCCCUGAAAAUGCUUGAUACAAAAUAGCUCAUGUGCAUGUAGCUACUGUUGUAUUCAACAUUACACAAAAGUGGGAAGGUGUUGAUGUAUUAUUUAUUUUAAAAAAUGCCCCCCUCUCUCUUUAAAAAAAUAAAAAAUCAGUGUUUCAAAUAGGGAUAUGUCAA